Magnusiomyces paraingens is the source of this 1992-nucleotide messenger RNA. RefSeq lists its product as uncharacterized. Bases 1 to 1992 code for a protein of 663 amino acids. The record is from RefSeq and is a predicted model, not a curated record. NCBI's taxonomy places the organism in Eukaryota, Fungi, Ascomycota, Dipodascomycetes, Dipodascales, Dipodascaceae. The transcript has 3 exons. Gene Ontology annotation, biological process: intracellular iron ion homeostasis; copper ion import; iron ion transport. Gene Ontology annotation, molecular function: ferric-chelate reductase activity. Gene Ontology annotation, cellular component: plasma membrane.
AUGAAAAUCAUUUUUAUUCCUUUUUUAUUUUGGACAUCAACUGUUCUAGCAGAUGCUGGAGAUGACACACUUUUUCUUGCUUGUUUAAAUCUAGUCGGUCCAUAUAAUUAUGCUUGUGACGGUAGAGACAUACUUUCUGAUGAAAACACUGCCAGUCCAUGUGAUUGUUAUAGCCCUGCUUUUCUGGCAACUUAUGUUGACUGUGUUAACAAUGUUCAAAAAGGAAACCAAAAAAGGGCUCUUGAAAGUCUUAUUAUUAAUUGUGCGGAUUCAAAUACCCGCAAUGAUCUUACUUCCGAAUAUCUUAAAGAAAUCUAUCUGAAUGAAACAAACAAUUUCAUUAAUUUUACAACAUACGAUAAUCAAACAGAAACUUUUAAUCCUCUUCGGUUUUCUAUAGAUGAUAUCAAUUUGUAUUAUCGUUCAUAUAGUUCCGAUGCAUAUUCACUUUAUUCCAGUCAGCUUUAUGGUGGUCUCAUGAACGCUUACUUUGCUGGGGUUCUGGCGAUAGCUACAAUCUCCAAUUUGUUGCGACACUGCACACCAGGGUUUAUCCAUUCCAUUUCUCAAUAUCGAACUGUACUUUGGGGAUGGGUUCUAGCAGGCUACAUUUGCAUGUUUAUUAUUUUUAUGUUUAUCAAGUAUGAUAUUUUUGAAGGUGAUGUUCUUUAUUCGACAAAAAGAGAGGAGCUACUUCAAUUUGUUGCAGAGCGAAGUGGAAUUAUUGCUGUAACUCAAUUUCCACUUCUUUUUCUAUUCGCUGGUCGUAACAAUUUUUUACUCUGGGUAACAGGACUUUCUUAUGAUACAAUGAAUGUGUAUCACCGAUGGAUUGCUAGAGUCAUAGCUGUUGCAUCUUUCAUUCAUGCUGUCUGCUUUAGUUUGUGCUAUCAAGACCAAGGAAACUAUCCUGGGUUUUUUGAAGAAGAUUAUGUAAGAUGUGGUGUAGCUGCGAUUGUUGCGGUAUUCCUUCUUAUUUUUUUCUCGCUCCGUCAUUUUCGCGAACGCGUGUAUGAAGUAUUUCUUACCCUUCACUGGGCAUUUGGUAUCGCAUUUACAGUUGCCAUAUGGAGUCACUUAGACGAAGUUGGGUAUAGCGAAUGGUUAUAUGCAGCUGUUGGGGUAUGGGCUUUUGAUCGCGCUUUACGUUUACUUAAAAUUGCCCUGAACGGAGUAAAGGCACACGCUAAUGCUGAACUCCAUCCACAAAACCUUAUCAAAAUGAAAAUCAGAUACAAAAAUCUUUGGAGGCCUAAAGCAGGAACCUACGUUUUUGUGCAUUUUCUUAACAUGUGGGGUUUUUGGGAAAGCCAUCCUUUUAGUGUUUAUCCAUCAUUUGUUGAAGGGGAACAAGGCAUCUUAGUUUUGUGUAUGCGUGUCCGCAAAGGUAAAACCCGGGAGAUUGAAAAGUAUCUUGAGAAACAGCAAUACGGUUUUAAAAUUCUUCCUGUGUUUAUUGACGGGCCUUAUGGAAACUCCUUUCCAAUUCAAAAUUCUGAAUCAAUUGUUUUUAUUUCUGGCGGGAUUGGUUUUACAGCUAUGUACUCAUAUGCGUGUAAUCUAAAGAACCUCCAUCAGAAGGAACAAACCACUUUUAUUUGGGUUAUUCGAAAUAGAGAAAACAUUGAAACAUUCAAAGAGGAGCUAGCUUAUCUGACAAAUAACGGCAAUUUUAAUCUAGUACUUUACAUCACUAACGAAUCAGUUAGUUUACAAAACCUAAACAUCCAUGAAAUUGAGACCAGUGGUAUCAGCGACAAAGGAGGUGAAGAAAAUACUGGUGAUUUAACUCAAAAAAGAUUUCAAAUUAAUUUUGGAAGACCAAAUAUUGAAUCUAUUAUGAGCAACGCUAUUGCAGAAGCACCAGGUAGUAUUGGAUUUGCCGUUUGCGGGCCAGAAAGAAUGAAUGACGAUGUGCGAUUUUAUGGAACUAAGUAUAUGGGCAUGGGUAAGGGCUGCGUCGAUGUCUAUAUAGAGGCAUUCAAUUGGUAA